This is a messenger RNA of Helobdella robusta, 1062 nucleotides long. RefSeq lists its product as hypothetical. The record is from RefSeq and is a predicted model, not a curated record. The coding region runs from base 1 to 1062 and encodes 353 amino acids. Gene Ontology annotation, biological process: vesicle-mediated transport. The transcript is spliced from 8 exons. Gene Ontology annotation, molecular function: guanyl-nucleotide exchange factor activity; small GTPase binding. Gene Ontology annotation, cellular component: cytosol; endocytic vesicle. Lineage: Eukaryota; Metazoa; Annelida; Clitellata; Rhynchobdellida; Glossiphoniidae.
AUGAAGAAGGAUGAGACUGCUGAUAAUGAGUUGAUGAUCUUCUUGAAAUAUUUGCUGUCUGAGGCGCUGGUCGUUGGCGACAAAAUCCUGGCAACACAGCUCCAAGCUACCAUCAAAUGUCUUUCAAAUUUCAGGCAUUAUGAUUUGAAGAGGGUGUUGAACAGUUUGCGUGCGGAUUACAAGUUGCGCUCCUGUUACGUUGCCUACCUGACCAGAUGCAAACGAUCGUUGCUAGCCUUCAACCAUAAAUAUGAAAAGUUACUCGCCGAACUCACCAGGGACCAAGAGAUGUUGAACAAGUACAUGAUAUCAAUGAUGACCAGACUCUUCCUUGAGAAGCAUCAGAGGGUCCUGUUGAAGUUUGUCGUCGACUUCCAGAGUUUAGUCCUCUUCGAUGAAAAGUCCGACCUGCUGGAAAGGUUUCUGACGGCUAAGCAUGCUGCUAUGAGGCAAGAUGUCAUGUGGAAAGAUGCAACAGAACCGCAACUUCAGGAGGCACGUCUCUGCAUGGAGCGGAUGAUCAUGAGUCACAUCUACCUCUACGCCAUGUACCCGAACGGCGAUGGUGACACAUCCAGGGACAGGUUGUUGGAGGAGCACAUGCAAAAGUUGUCGGCUGUCAUCACACCGGAUCAUCGAGAUCUUCGUAUUCCUUCCAUCUAUCAGAAUGAAUGUCCAUGGUUGGCUGCACAGAAAGAACUCAUCAUGAUCAACGCUUUUAAAACGCCAGAAGAUAAAUUGGGAUGUGUUGCCCGCUGCUGCUCCACAAUCAUGACCCUCCUGUCCUUGUCUCUGACAUGCAAUACAGCCAACCAUUCAGCAGUACCGGUUGCCGAUGAUCUGGUGCCCGUCCUCUUGUACGUCAUCAUCCAGUCUGGCACUCCUAACCUCCUUUCAACUAUCCAGUACAUCGAAAGUUACUGUUGCAAGAACAACGACUCUGCUAGUUUUGCCGCUGAUGGCUGCUACAAAAACGCGAAGAUUGAUGGAGAGGUGUGGUACUGGUGGACGCAAUUCGUGGCAGCCGUCAACUUCAUCAAGAGUAUGGACUACAAAGAAUAG